GCGCCGCGCAGCCCGCACGCGAUAUGCGCGCCCUCUAGCGUAUUAUGUUCCUCCCCGAACUCCCGCGAGCCUGCAUGGUGGACGACGUAGCGACGUACCUGCAAGCGCCCUCCUCGGGACAGGACGAGUUCCAUCCGUUCAUAGAGGCACUAAUGCCUUUUGUAAAGUCCUUUUCGUACACGUGGUUCAAUUUACAAGCGGCAAAAAGGAAAUAUUACAAGAAACACGAGAAGCGGAUGAGUCUCGAGGAGGAGCGGCAUACUAAAUAUGAAUUACAGAACGAGAAAGCAGAAGUGAAACAAAAAUGGGCGUCACGUCUAUUAGGCAAGUUAAGGAAAGACAUAACACAAGACUGCCGGGAGGACUUCGUGCUCAGUAUAACGGGGAAGAGACCGGCAGUCUGCGUGUUAUCAAACCCGGACCAGAAAGGAAAGAUGAGAAGGAUAGAUUGUUUAAGACAAGCGGAUAAGGUGUGGAGAUUAGACCUUGUUAUGGUGAUAUUAUUCAAAGCGAUACCAUUGGAGAGUACAGACGGCGAGCGGUUGGAAAAACACCCCGAGUGUACGCAGCCCGGCCUCUGCGUCAAUCCAUACCACAUCAAUGUUUCCGUGCGCGAACUGGACCUCUACCUCGCUAACUUCAUCAAUAGCUAUGGUAAUGGGACCGACGGUUUGCCAGAUAUCCUAAGCGGUUCUCUGUCGCCCCAUCCUCCUAGGGACAAAGAGAACGAACACGACGCUAAAAGUAAAGGCUAUACUCACAAUCCCUACAACGGUGUUAUUUGCAACGAUAUUAUUCUAGCAACCGGUGUCUUCUCAUCGAAGGAACUAUGGAAGUUGAGUAAAGCGUCGAUCCUACAAGAGACGGGUUCGGAGUCGCCCGGCGGGUCGGGCAUCAAGUUGGAGUCUGGCUACUACUGCGGGUACGGCAGCCCCGCACCGCCCGCCUUCGAGCCCCCGGCGGAGCGCGCAACCCCAUCCACUAUGCUGGUCGGCCAAUGCUUCAGCAUCCCGCACAGUUCUGCGGCGCUGAGCACGCAGUCUCCGCUGGUGCCCUCCAACGCAAUCUUCUACCAGCACGCCCCGCCGCCCACAGACACGCAUCCCACUGCAUCAGAGCUGUCAAGUCAGCAUUCAAGUGGCAAGUACGAGAGUGCGCAGCAGGACUCCCUGGGCGACUUCGUGACCUUCGUGUGUCAGGAGCCGCCCACUGAUGUGCAGCAGAUACAGGUGCACGGUCUGUCGCGGAGUCCAAAGCCUGCGUAUUUCACCAACUCAAUGCUGCCCCCGCCUCCUCUGCCGCCGAUGGCCAGGCCUGUCGCUAUCAUCAGAUCAACAGCGAGUGAGUCUGGUGGUGUGGGCGUGGGCGGAGUGGGCGGCGUGGGCGUGGGCGGCGGCGGCAGCUCGCCCGCGUCCCCCGAGGGCAGCCACAACAGGUAA
Messenger RNA from Papilio xuthus (Asian swallowtail), 1439 nucleotides. RefSeq names its product Nuclear factor I (gene NfI). Gene Ontology annotation, biological process: regulation of transcription by RNA polymerase II. NCBI's taxonomy places the organism in Eukaryota, Metazoa, Arthropoda, Insecta, Lepidoptera, Papilionidae. The transcript is spliced from 12 exons. Gene Ontology annotation, molecular function: RNA polymerase II cis-regulatory region sequence-specific DNA binding; DNA-binding transcription factor activity, RNA polymerase II-specific. Gene Ontology annotation, cellular component: nucleus. Bases 45 to 1439 code for a protein of 464 amino acids. The record is from RefSeq and is a predicted model, not a curated record.